AUGUCACCAGGUUAUUACAGAUGCUUUGUAAAGGACUAUGCAAAGGUUGUCAGGCCGCUGAAUUACCUACUUGUUGGUCAUCCCACUAACAAAGAUUCCAAGAAGUCAAAGAAGAAGAAAACUCCAUGGAUACGAGGAGACCAGCAGCAGAAGGCCUUUGAGGACAUUACGCAUAUUCUAACCAAUCAACCAGUACUUGGAUAUGCUGAUUUUACUAAACCAUUUCUCGUUUCUGUCGAUGCGUCUACAGAGGGUAUUGGCGCCGUACUUUAUCAGGAACAGAAUGGUUUGGAGCGUGUCAUCAGCUACGCCAGUAGAGGUUUUCGUGCAAGCGAGAGGAACUACCCUGCGCACAAGCUGGGGUUUCUGUGUCUGAAGUGGGCCAUCUCGGAAAAUGUUCACGACUACCUUUAUGGAAACACCUUCAUCGUAGACGGUCAGGAUGUGUUGCAGCUAGUUUUACUAGAGAGCUACAGAGACUGGGCCAUGAAAGGACUCCAUGAUGAUGUCGGUCACCAAGGACGAGACAGGACAUUUUGGUUGGUGAAGCAGCGGUUCUUCUGGCCAGGCCUGGAGAAGGAUGUAGUGCAAACGGCUCGAACCUGUCCCAACUGCCUGAGGAGGAAGUCAUCUACCAAAGCCCAAGCACACCUGUCCAAGGGUGUAUACGAGAACAUCCUCGUCAUCACGGACAACUUCACUCGCUACGUCCAAGCCAUACCAACUCGAAACCAGACUGCACAGACCACGGCUAGAGUCCUGUUUGAGAAUUUCUUCUCCAACUACUCGUUUCCAGCAAGACUGCAUAGCGACCAGGGAAGAAGCUUCGAGAGCAUGGUCAUUAGGGAUUUAUGUAGCAUAGCAGGAGUGCAGUAG
Messenger RNA from Dreissena polymorpha, 876 nucleotides. RefSeq lists its product as uncharacterized. NCBI's taxonomy places the organism in Eukaryota, Metazoa, Mollusca, Bivalvia, Myida, Dreissenidae. Gene Ontology annotation, molecular function: nucleic acid binding. The record is from RefSeq and is a predicted model, not a curated record. The transcript is spliced from 4 exons. Gene Ontology annotation, biological process: DNA integration. Bases 1 to 876 code for a protein of 291 amino acids.